AUGAGCAUCAAGAACGAGAAAAGAAGUUGGAAGGGCCUGAACCCAGAUGAGCAGAUAGAGGCGGCAUUGGAGGAUGGGCUCUCUAGGGACAGGUCGGGGAUCGAUGGGAAGCCUGUUUAUGCAGAACUUGCUAAGAGCAGUAAGCCGCAGUACGAGGCGAUGAUGGAGGUUUGGAAAGCGUACGAAAGGAAAUACCCGGGGUCCGAUCCUCGCAGCAUGGAAGUCAUGAAACACUUUACCGAAGUGGUCGGACGCGCGACGCCUGGCAGGCUGGACAAGGAAAAGAGCCUGGACAAGGACAAGAACAAGAAACGGGCAACGGUCAAGACGAUACGGAAUAAGAUUCGAAAAUUCAUGUCACAAUGGCAGAGGGAGACUCACCUUACCAUCCCUAAAGACGUUCAUGACUCGAUGGCUCCUUACAUCAAAAAUGUACUGAGACACAAAAUUCCGCUGUCUAUCGAGGAGAAAGAACCUACGUAUCUGACGAUAGAGAACUAUGUCGCUAUGGAAGAGUUCCACUGGCUGAACGAUCAUCACAAUUACAUCCACGAAGCGAGCCGAGUAGACUCUAGUGCCCUAUUGAAGAUGCACUGCUACACCUCUGCAAGAUUACAAGAAAUCUGCAAGGCAAAGUACAAGGACCUUCUUUGUAUGGUCGCGUGGAAAGACGGAGAGCCAGAGAUCAAGCUACGGUUCAAAAGAGAGCGCACAAAAGGCAUGCAAGACAAUCCCAACAAACCAAAGCAUCCCAUAUACGAGAGACUAAAUCCUACACCUCCUCUGCUCGUCAACGGGCUUUUGUUUUUACUGGCUAUCUUUAUUUCGGCUCGCGCAUUUAAGGACUACGACACUAUCGAGGCGGUCCUCAAUGCCAGACCGCCACCCAGAAGAAGGUUUGGGAUUAUGGAGUGGGCAGACGCCGUCUUGGACGAUCCAGUCUUUCCAGAGAUGUCCGUAAAUGGACCAACCAAAAAAGAGAAAAACGAGUCCGCGUGGGGCCACCAGUGUUCCGAUUGGGCAAAAAGGGCAGACUUUCCAGGAGGAAUAGGAUUACAUGCCCCUCGCCGCGAAGCACUGAUCAAAGUAGACGAUGGCGGCUACUCGCUUGGACAGGUAAUGAAGUUCGCCGCGCACAGGAACCCAAGAACUCUUGUCGGCCACUAUCUGGACAACACAAGUAACGUGGACGGUGCCGCCGUCUUCCUGGGGCUGCAACCACGGCGGGACCUUACAGAGGACUUUCGCAGUGCGUCAAUGAAGAGAAAUCCCGAUCUCCCGCAGUCAAUCCCCAGCAAAAGUUUGGAUGAACUAAAGCACCGCCCGCAAUUUGUCGCCCUUUGCGAACAAAUUGAGGACCUCUCUCUUCAACUCACCGCUGACAUCACCGAAGAGGAGCGGAAAGCACUGAAGGCCAAGAGGCGCCAGGCUUAUGAUCGGCGACAGCUGCUGGUGGACGAAGAGUUGGAGAACUGCCGCAAAGUUGAACGGCGAGUCCAGACCACUCAAAGUGAGGCAGAUGACCACGGGGACUGGCGUCGCAGUUAUUUCAAUCGUGUCGUCCGCCACAUGGUUCCUGAACGUGACCGCCUGGCCCGGACUCUACCUCUCGCUGUCCCUCUGCGAAGCCCCGAAGGGAUCUCUACCCUCCGAGACCUUGUUGCUCUCCGAGCGAACGAUUCUCGCGUUGCUUAUCAGGAAGUGUUGCGGCCCACAGGAGAUUCCUGUCCAGUUUCUUCCUGCAACCGGAGUAUCAAAGAUGUUGCCGUCAAAGAUAGGUGGAAGCACAUAUACUGGUGCUCCAAAGGCCAUCACACCAAACAGUUCGGUUUCGCCGAGUUUUGUUUCCGAUGCAGCCGUUGGAUAACUAACGAGAACGAUUGGGAAAUCCACUGUCAAACUCACAUCGACAAUCUCGACGUUCCCUUGCGAUGCGACCCGGUCACUUUCCGCCACGCGGUUGCCUGCACCGGGUAUUGUUGCGGCUGUCUCCGCAAAGUCGGGCGUCCGGCGGCUGUGAGGAUGCAACAGUACCCAGAUCGAGGGAUCUGGCAGCGACAUAUAUCUGGAUGUAUCCCAGAAUAUGUCGCGAGUCUGAACUCCAAGGAUUACUUUCCAUGCCCACAUCUGUUAUGCUCUACGGUGCUCUUUUCGGAGUCCGGCCUUUGGCAUCAUCUGGAAGACUUCCACGGUACUCCUAAGCCGCAACGCACACAAAAGCGUCAACGUUCGCCGGACCAGAGCGUGAAUUAUGAGCUUGAGCCUCCCGAUACUGCCCGGCGAAAGCGGUCUCGCCCCUUGGCCCAGUUGGAAGGCCGAGCCUCAAGACCAAGACCUAGUUGCAAAUCAGGGACUAAGCGGCACCCCUCUGAAGACACAGACGACCGCAAAUUUGUUAACAUCUCGGCCCUCAACUUUGAUCCCAACCCCCCGGACGGGAUCCAAACGCUGUCGGUGAUCGGCAGUUUCACUUCACGGUGUACAACACAAGCGGAUAGCGUUUGGGAUGCGGGUGAUGACUGCAUCAGCAUCGACAGUUCGUUGUCAUCCCUGUCAAGUGGCCUGUUCGAAGCAGUGCCUGAAGCUCGAAAGCACUGUCCCUCUCCCUGGGCCACCCCGUCAGAAGCUGCCGCCGCCACGAUCCCGAUCGACCCAGAGAUCAUCCGUCGAGGGCGUCCAGCGGCAGACUUCGACCAGAUCGAGGUGGUUGAUCUCACAAACCCUCACGAUAAGUCCGUGCGUAUUGAAUACUACCAACUAUGGUAUAGCAAUGCCGAUUUGAGUCGCAGUCGACCCGCUGCCAUAGAACCAGAAGAUAAUCAGUGGAAGAUCGAGAAAUUGCUGGGCAAACGUCAGGUGAGAAGACGGGUUCAACAUUUAGUGAAGUGGUUUGGUUAUCCAGACAAUGAAAGUACCUGGGAGCCUCCAGAAAACGUCCAUCCUGACGAUAUUGGGGAGUUUGAGGCGCUAUAUCACUUUAAAUCUUCGGAGUUUAGACAUUCGGGUUAG
Fonsecaea pedrosoi CBS 271.37 is the source of this 3009-nucleotide messenger RNA. RefSeq lists its product as uncharacterized. The coding region runs from base 1 to 3009 and encodes 1002 amino acids. Gene Ontology annotation, molecular function: DNA binding. The transcript is spliced from 8 exons. Gene Ontology annotation, biological process: DNA recombination; DNA integration. NCBI's taxonomy places the organism in Eukaryota, Fungi, Ascomycota, Eurotiomycetes, Chaetothyriales, Herpotrichiellaceae. The record is from RefSeq and is a predicted model, not a curated record.